CCAUUUUGGAUGAUUCGAAUGUAAACGAACCGAAACCCCAGAAGAAGAAAAAGAAACACAUGGACGGGAUCGAUGGUGACACAUCCCUGAACGCAACCGUGGACGAUUCGGUGGCAAACGGGACCAAAUCUCAGAAGAAGCACAAGAAACGAUUAGAAGGGGUCGACAGGGACGCAUCCGUGAAUGUGAAAUCGGGUGAUUCAAUCGCACACGAGACCGAGUCCCUAAUGAAAAAAAACCGAUUCGACGGGAUCGAGGAUGACCCAUGGAUGAAUGCCGCCUGGGAAACAUCGAUCACAGACGAGACCGUGUCCGAGAAGAAAAGGAAAACGAAAAAGGACAAACAGGCAGACGAAGGGAACACGUUUGCAAGCAGUGGUAAGUGUGUUUGUUGCAUCCCGUCAAACCAUCAUGCCACGCUCGCACUGUGUAUUUCUCACUCACAGAAUUACCACUUGGAAAGAAAUUGA
Messenger RNA from Echinostoma caproni, 470 nucleotides. Lineage: Eukaryota; Metazoa; Platyhelminthes; Trematoda; Plagiorchiida; Echinostomatidae. The record is from the annotation of a GenBank genome assembly.